GACGACUAGCGUGGCCUUGGCGUCUUUUUUCGCUUGAACAGCGGGUGAGUCGCGAACGACGCAAUAGACACACACGCAACUGCUUCACCGCGCGCACGCCACUCUCACCUUCUGCAGUAGACCAGGCAGAACACCUCCGCGACUACUCAUCCUUGAACUAUCGCCCGGCGCGACUUCAACGACCCCUCAUCAACCUACCUCGAUCCACCCACAACCUCCGCAUUCGCGUACGAUUCGUCUGCCACUCGCAGCACCACUCACUACCUACCUCUUAACGCCUUCUACCACAAUCACAAUGGCUGACGUUGCCACCGCACCGAACCCUUCUCAGCAGGUCCCUCUGGACACCAUCCCCAUCUCGCCUGUUGAUGGCAACUCAACGUCCGAGGGCCAGGACAAACCCUCGACCAGCGCAAACACAGACGACAGCGCCGUCAAGACCGUCUUCCACGACCCCGAGAACUUCAACGUCAAGCACCCGCUCAUGAACACAUGGACGCUGUGGUUCACCAAGCCCCCAAGCGGCAAGGGCGAUAACUGGGCUGAGCUGCUGAAGGAGGUCAUCUCGUUCGACUCGGUCGAAGAGUUCUGGGGCAUAUACAACAACAUCACACCCACAUCUGACUUGGCACUCAAGUCCGACUACCACCUCUUCAAGAGCGGCGUUCGCCCUGAGUGGGAAGAUUCGCAGAACAAGCACGGCGGCAAGUGGGCGUUCCAGUUCAAGGACAAAAAGGCCAUUAACAUCGACGCACUCUGGCUCCACGUUAUGCUCGCUGCUAUCGGCGAGAACCUUGAGGACGAGGAGGACAACGAGGUGAUGGGUGUGGUGGUCAACGUUAGGCGAGGGUUCUACCGUAUUGGUCUGUGGACUCGCUCCGUUGGCCGCGCUGCCGGCAGCAGGACACAAGAGCAGGGCAAGGAGACCCUCCAGAAGAUCGGCAAGCGAUUCAAGCAGGCUCUUCAGCUCAAGGACAAUGAGCCCGUCGAGUUCUCUGGUCACACGGACGCCGCCCACUCUGGUAGCACUCGUGCCAAGGCCAAGUUCACCGUCUAAGCAUUUGCACAACGUGGAGACGACUAAGUGUGAUAAUGUCAAGCAGAGGCUCGCCACUGCGAUUUCUCUGUUCAGAACGCUCAAGCGCAGUCACAGCUAGGCUGCGCUCAAGCGUGAUUUACUACCCGGUUUACCCAAAAGCAUUUUCACGUACCGAUGAUGAUAACGGGAUUGGGUUUCUAGCAUGGCGUCUGCAUGGAGCGGCGAUGGGUCAUCUUGGGGUCUAACAUGGUUUAUGGUCAGGGCGGGUGAUGCAAAUCGGGCAGUACGCGGGUUUGGGAUGCAAGUUUGAUAGAUGUGAGCUCUUUUACUUGACAGACGUUUCGAAUGAGAGAGUAUGAAGAUAUGACAUUCGCG
Molecule: messenger RNA, 1414 nt
Organism: Didymella exigua CBS 183.55
Lineage: Eukaryota; Fungi; Ascomycota; Dothideomycetes; Pleosporales; Didymellaceae
Product: eukaryotic translation initiation factor 4E-1
Exons: 3
Coding region: 296-1057 (253 amino acids)
Biological process (GO): translational initiation
Cellular component (GO): cytoplasm; eukaryotic translation initiation factor 4F complex
Molecular function (GO): RNA 7-methylguanosine cap binding; translation initiation factor activity
Source: RefSeq, a predicted model, not a curated record